GUUAACAGAUGAUAUUGGAUUUGAGAAGGCGAAAUAAGCAGAAGCCCAAAAAUUAGCCUAACCGAACCCGAUAGUUUUGAAAAUAAAAUAUGUCGUUGCCGGAAUGGAUGCCACCAAUUCAUUAUAGAUGUCUGGUUCCAAAUUGCUACAGUCUAUAUUAUUGGCCCGCUGAUCCGGGUUUCGUAAAUAAACAAUUUUAUAAACUUCCCUUAGAUGAAAGCAGAAGAAAAGAAUGGCUGGACAUUUUACAAGUUCCGUAUACUAAAUCAAAAUAUUCGCGAGUAUGCGUAGACCAUUUUAGUAAGAACGCUUUCCUAAUUGGUUGCAAAAAGAGAAGGCUUAAUAAAUUCGCCAAACCUUUUCGGAUGCGGAUUCCAGAGGUUGGUGAAAAUGUGGAAGUUAACACCAGCCAAUCAAUUGUUCCAUCUCCGAUUAAUACAAAACUAAAUGAACUUAGUCAAGACUGUAAUGAAGAAAUUGUCCAUAAUGUAGAAGUAACUUCUGAGAAAAAUGAAAACACACAUUCUACUACUGACAUCAACAAAUCGUUGGCUGAUGUAAAAAAGGAGAAAAAGUUGCGGAGAAAAGCUAAACAUAAGAAAAGUAGUGGUCAAACAAAAGUGUAUGUAGUAUAUAAGUUGCCAAGUGGUCGAAAAGUUAUGUUUUAUCACUUACCAAUUUUGAAUAAAUAAAAAUAAAUAAUUUAGUCAUUUUUCAUUAGGAAAUUAAUUAU
Molecule: messenger RNA, 733 nt
Organism: Psylliodes chrysocephalus
Lineage: Eukaryota; Metazoa; Arthropoda; Insecta; Coleoptera; Chrysomelidae
Source: the annotation of a GenBank genome assembly